Molecule: messenger RNA, 2478 nt
Organism: Elaeis guineensis (African oil palm)
Lineage: Eukaryota; Viridiplantae; Streptophyta; Magnoliopsida; Arecales; Arecaceae
Source: RefSeq, a predicted model, not a curated record
UCCUGUUCUUCCACGGCCUGGUCCUCCUUUGUCUCUCUUUGUCCAAGAGAGCAGCAGUGAGCUCCCCCCGCCACACCUCCAAGUUCGGGUGAAGUACCGAGGAAAACCUUCAGAUUUCAGCGGAAGAUCUCGAAACCCUACCGCUCCGGCGUCUCAGCUAGCCAUCGAUUCAUAAAUGCACGGUUUUUGUCAACAAAUCUAGAAGAUUUUAGUGUUAUCAUUGUAUACCCAAAUUUUCCCUACUGAUCUCAGCACUCGAAGCAACUCAGCAUUCCAGCAACUCAGCUGAUCUGAUCCAUACGAGUUCACCAUAAGAUAAGUGACAAGAAUUGCAUAUGCUACAUCAAUCGACUGAGAGUCUUUUGCUAUGCAGGUUGUCUUGAACUACAAAUGGCCAUCACAGGAACUGAGAAUCCAUUAUUAGGUGAAACCACAUGCGGGUCUUUGCUGCAGCAGUUGCAGCUAAUAUGGAAUGAGGUUGGUGAGAGCGAUGAGGAACGCGACAAAAUACUGCUUCAGGUAGAACAGGAGUGCUUGGAUGUUUACAAAAGAAAAGUUGAUCAGGCAUCCAAAUCAAGAGCGCUCCUUCUCCAGGCCUUGGCUGAUUCCAGAUUGGAGCUUGCCAGACUUCUUUCUGCACUUGGAGAAAAGUCUUUUGUUGGCAUACCUGAUAAAUCAUCUGGCACAAUCAAGGAGCAACUAGCAGCUAUAGGACCAGCACUGGAACAAUUAUGCAGGCAGAAAAAGGAGAGAAUAAAAGAGUCUGCUGACGUACUUUCACAAAUUCAGAAAAUACGAGGAGAAAUUUCUGGAACUCUAAAAAUUAGUGAGAAGAUGGGGACAUCAGCAGUUAAUGAGGAAGAUUUGUCACUGAAUAAGUUGGAUGAGUACCGCUCUCAACUCCAAGAACUCCAGAAAGAAAAGAGUGAGAGGCUGCACAAGGUUCUUGACUUUGUUAGUACAGUGCAUGAUCUUUGUGCUGUCCUGGGAAUGGAUUUCUUCAGUUCUAUAACUGAAGUUCAUCCUAGCUUAAAUGAUUCUGUUGGCGUGCAGUCCAAGAGCAUUAGCAAUGAUACCUUAUUGAAGCUUUCUAAAAUGGUCAUAGAACUUAAAGAAGAUAAAAGAAUGAGGCUACAGAAGCUACAAGAGCUAGCAGCUCAGUUAACUGAUCUUUGGAAUCUAAUGGAUACUCCUAUGGAGGAGCGGAGUUUGUUCAAUCAUGUUACCUGUUAUAUCUCUGCAACAGUAGAUGAGGUCACAGUUCCUGGAGCCCUUGCCCUUGAUCUUAUUGAGCAGGCUGAAGUUGAAGUUGAAAGGUUAGAUCAGCUAAAGGCCAGCAAGAUGAAGGAAAUAGCUCUGAAGAGACAAACUGAGCUCGAAGACGUAUAUGCUCGUGCUCACAUUGAGACAGAUUCUGCAGCUGCUCGAGAGAGAAUAAUAUCUCUAAUUGACUCUGGGAAUCUUGAACCUUCAGAAUUACUAACAGACAUGGAUAAUCGGAUAUUAAAAGCCAAAGAAGAGGCCCUAAGCAGAAAAGAAAUUUUGGAAAGGGUUGAGAAAUGGAUGUCAGCAUGUGAAGAAGAGAGCUGGCUUGAGGACUAUAAUCGGGAUGAAAACAGAUAUAAUGCAAGUAGAGGUGCACACUUGAACCUCAAGCGUGCAGAGAAAGCUCGUAUAUUGGUAAAUAAAAUUCCAGCUCUUGUUGAUGCACUGGUGGCCAAGACUCGAGCAUGGGAGGAGGGCCGUGGCAUGUCAUUCAUGUAUGAUGGUGUUUCUCUUCUUGCAAUGCUGGAUGAAUAUACUAUGCUAAGGCAGGAGAGAGAGGAAGAGAAACGAAGACUAAGGGGCCAGAAGCGGUUCCAGGAGCAGCUGAACACAGAACAAGAAGCUUUGUUCGGCUCGAGGCCAAGCCCAGCCAGACCACUCGGCCCCAAAAAAGUGAUGGGACCCCGAGCCAAUGGAGGAGCAUCAAAUGGAACCCCCAGCCGAAGGCUUUCUCUCAAUACCCAUCAUGGUAGCAGCAAUGGUGUUAGAUCUGUGAGCAGGGAUGGGAAGAGAGAAGUUAGUCGUCCUGCAGCUCCAGUAAACUAUGUGGCCAUUGCAAAAGAGGAUGCAGUCUGUCAUGUGUCCGGCAGCGACCCAGCUCCUGCUUCGCCAUGAGAUCAAUGUGGAAUAUAUGGGUAGGCUAUUUCUUGUAUUUUUAUUGGUGCCUUUUCUGUCUUAAGCUCAUGUGAUUUGUAGCGGGAAGUAGCUACAUACCAGUCUAGGUUGUUGACUUGUCCGAGGAAGUUCUGUUCUUGAUAAAUUAAUCUUAUAUGGAGAAGCGUUAAUGUGAUAAAUACUGGUCUUGCAAUGUAGUACCAGUGAUACAUGAUUUGAAUUUAUCUUUUAUAAUGGUGUUUUAGGUUGUGUAUAUUUGUGAAGGCAAAAGACAGGCAUUCAUUUAGACAUGAAUAAUCUUAAACAAAUAGCUUGUUA